AUGGUUUCAAUAUAUUUAUCAAGAAUAUUAUUUCUACUGAGAGGAUCUUUAAGUUGUUUAUUUUUUUCAUUAAUGUGCUUAAAAAGUGGGCAGGCUUGAUUUAUUGAGUGAGAAUUAUUAAGAUUAAAUUCUAGUUCUGUGGUAAUAACUUUAAUUUUAGAUUGAAUAUCUUUUAUAUUUUUAGGUUUUGUAAUAUUCAUUUCUUCUAUAGUAUUAUACUAUAGUGGAGAAUAUAUAGCUGGAGAUAAUAAUAUAAAUCGUUUCAUAUAUUUAGUAUUGGCUUUUGUAAUAUCUAUAGGGUUUCUAAUUAUUAGCCCUAAUUUAAUUAGAAUUCUUUUAGGAUGGGACGGGCUAGGACUGGUAUCUUAUGCUUUAGUUAUCUACUACCAAAAUGAAAAAUCAGCCAACGCUGGGAUAUUAACAGCUCUUUCAAAUCGGGUAGGAGAUGUAGCCAUCUUGUUGGCAAUUUCUUUAUUUUUUAGUCUUGGUGGGUGGAAUUUUUUAUUUUAUGUAGAUAAUUUACCUUCUAUAAAUAUAAAUGGUUUAUUGUGUGGUUUAGUAGUGUUGGCUGCUAUAACUAAAAGAGCUCAGAUUCCUUUUUCUGCAUGGCUACCUGCGGCUAUAGCAGCUCCUACUCCUGUAUCUGCGUUAGUUCAUUCUUCAACUUUGGUUACAGCAGGAGUUUAUUUAUUAAUUCGAUUUAGCCCUGCUUUAGAAGGACGACUGUCCCAAAGAGUAUUACUAUUACUAUCUAGCUUGACUAUAUUUAUGGCAGGGUUAGGAGCUAAUUUUGAAUAUGAUUUAAAAAAAAUUAUUGCUUUAUCUACAUUAAGUCAGUUAGGGGUAAUAAUAAGAAUUUUAUCUCUUGGUUAUGCUGAUCUUGCCUUCUUUCAUUUGUUGGCGCAUGCUUUAUUUAAAGCACUAUUAUUUAUGUGCGCUGGAGCUGUAAUUCAUAGUGUUAAAGACUAUCAAGAUAUUCGAAUAAUAGGAGGAUUAGUUUAUCAUAUACCUUUAACAGGGAUAUGUAUGAACUUAGCUAAUUUAGCUUUAUGUGGUACUCCUUUUUUAGCUGGGUUUUAUUCAAAAGAUAUAAUCUUGGAGGUCGCUUUUAUAUCUCCUAUUAAUAUGAUUUCUUUUUUGUUGUAUGCUUUGGCGACGGGAUUGACAGUAUGUUACACAAUACGUUUAGUUUAUUAUACUUUAUCAGGAGAUUUUAACUUGGGGAAUUUAUAUUCUAUUAACGAUGAAGGUAAAAUUAUAACUAAUCCUAUAAUCGGUUUAAGAGUAGGGGCUGUUUUUGGGGGUGCAAGUUUAGCUUGAUUAAUUUUUCCUUGCCCUUAUAUAAUUUGUAUAAGACCUUUUUUCAAAAUACUUGCUUUAAUUGUAAGAGUAAUUGGGGGAGUCAUUGGUUAUAUAUUGAAUUUAAAUGCUGUAAAUUAUCAGCUGAAUUCUCUAAAUAGUUAUGAGCUAGUUGUUUUUGGGGGCUCUAUGUGAUUUAUACCUUUUUUAUCUACUUACGGGUUAAGAAAAGGAUUUUUAAAAAGAGGAGAAACAUACCAGAAAGUAGGUGAUAUAGGAUGGUCCGAGUUUUAUGGAGGACAAGGUACUUAUUCUUUUAUUAUAACAAGAUCUAAAAGUUUGCAAACACUUCAAGAUAAUAGUAUAAAGGUUUAUAUAUUAAGUUUCUUACUUUGAUUAAUUGUUCUAUUAUUCAUCGUUAUUU
Penaeus chinensis is the source of this 1723-nucleotide messenger RNA. The record is from the annotation of a RefSeq genome assembly. Lineage: Eukaryota; Metazoa; Arthropoda; Malacostraca; Decapoda; Penaeidae.